Molecule: messenger RNA, 896 nt
Organism: Brassica oleracea var. oleracea
Lineage: Eukaryota; Viridiplantae; Streptophyta; Magnoliopsida; Brassicales; Brassicaceae
Product: calcineurin B-like protein 3
Exons: 8
Coding region: 69-896 (275 amino acids)
Biological process (GO): calcium-mediated signaling
Molecular function (GO): kinase binding; calcium ion binding
Source: RefSeq, a predicted model, not a curated record
AAUAUCACGAUCAACCUUUUUUCUCCUUAUCAUUCUUCAAUCUUCCUCCUCUUUCUGUCACAAAUCAGAUGAGCUCUUUACCGAUCUUAUCAUCUCCCUCUGCAACAAACCAACCUGAAACCAAGUCAUCCGCAGUAAACAGGUGCAAUUCCGAGUCAACAGUACCUGGAAGUUCCAUGGAAGCGAAAGAAGCACCACCACCUACCACUGUUGUCUCGACUCAAACUCAGCCCAUUACUGAGCCUGAAACAAUUAUACGACCUGAAGAACAAUCAGGAACAGUGGAACACAAUCUCUCAGAGAUACUUGCUAGAGAGACAGUUUUUAGCUUGAGUGAAAUAGAGGCUCUCUAUGAUCUGUAUAGAAAAAUCAGCAGUGCUGUGACUGAUGAUGGGCUAAUAAACAAGGAAGGGUUUCAACUGGCCUUAUUCAUGAAAAAUAAAAAAGAGAGCUUAUUUGCAGACGGUGUGUUUGAUUUGUUCGACACAAAGCAUAAUGGAAUACUGGGGUUUGAGGAGUUUGCUCGUGCUCUCUCCGUCUUUCAUCCAAAUGCUCCUAUUGAUGACAAGAUUGACUUUUCGUUUCAGCUGUAUGAUCUUAAGCAGCAAGGUUUCAUCGAAAGUCAGGAGGUGAAGCAAAUGGUGGUUUCUACUCUUGCGCAGGCAGGCAUGAAACUGCCAAACGAUGUCACAGAGAGUAUAAUCGACAAGACAUUUGAGGAAGUUGAUGCGAACUGUGACGGGAGGAUCGAUAAGGAAGAGUGGAGGAUCCUUGUUCUUAAGCAUCCUUCGCUUCUGAAGAAGAUAACUCUGGAGUAUCUCAAGGAUAUCACGACUACGUUUCCGAGCUUUGUGUUUGAUGAUGACUAUUGCGUUAGUGGUCUCUGGUUCGAGUGA